AUGCCUAAUUAAAAUAAAAAUUAAGUUAUUAUGAGAUGUAAUAUGCUAUUAUGUAAUCUGAAAAAUUGUAGCAGCAUUAAUUGGAAAAGUUUCUUAAGAGAUGCUAAAAUAAUUAAAAAAUUAAUGAUAUCGAUGAAAGAAUUUUAAAUUCUUUAUUAUAAAAUUCAAUUUUUUGAUAGUCUUGUUUGUAGUUUAUUUUUAUAUUGUCUUUUUGGAAAAGCAAAGAUUUACUUUCAAUUUUAUAAGUUAUUUAAAUAUCUUUUUUAUCCUAACAGAACAAAUUGA
Molecule: messenger RNA, 285 nt
Organism: Tetrahymena thermophila SB210
Lineage: Eukaryota; Ciliophora; Oligohymenophorea; Hymenostomatida; Tetrahymenidae
Product: transmembrane protein, putative
Exons: 2
Source: RefSeq, a predicted model, not a curated record